Messenger RNA from Physcomitrium patens, 2082 nucleotides. RefSeq lists its product as uncharacterized. Lineage: Eukaryota; Viridiplantae; Streptophyta; Bryopsida; Funariales; Funariaceae. Gene Ontology annotation, molecular function: catalytic activity. The record is from RefSeq and is a predicted model, not a curated record.
CUGCUUCUUCUUUGACUGGGAUCGACUCAUUCUGUUGCGCUUUCUUUAUCGUCGCCGUCCGAAUCAGUCUCGGCAAGCGUGUGCGUUGUGUUCUCAUUCCUCUGCAUAGUCGAUAUCAUCGUUCAAAUAUCGGCGGCGAAAGCUUAAAGCCUUUUAACGCAACCAGAAAAGGUGGCGAGCUCCGCCUGCAAGUCCAUUGGUGUGGCCUCCAGAGAGAAAUUCGCUUUACAGAUCCGUGGGAGGGCUAAGAGAAUCCUAAUCGUGAUAGGAUUUUAUGAGAUUUCGGUGGAUGAAGGAUUGUAGUUUGUUUGAGGUUGGAUUCAAAGGUGGUUGUGUAUUUGUUUCGGGCUUUUCGAGGCGGGAAGGACGGUGAGAUUCCAUGGAGAGAGGCGAAGUUGCGAAGAGUUGCUGGGUGAGGCGGUUUUAGGACUCGAGGAUGGGGAGAGGAUCGUGCUUCGGUUUCAGUAUAUUGGACUUGAAGCUGAGCCAAUUGAAGCAGCGGUACAGAGCCUGCGGGCUGAAGCCUGAGGUCGUGGAAUUGGACAAUGGAGUCUCUGUGGUGCGGUGCCAGUUGCCGUGGGAGCAGCCCGAGAGCGGCGUGUGGUCUGCGGGCGCCUCCGAGAAGCCCGUGCUGUUGUUUCUUCAUGACUUUGUGGCGGAUGGAAUGAUUAACUGGGAGAAGCAGAUCCGCGCCUUCACGAAGGGUUUCAAUGUUUAUGUUCCGGAUUUAGUGUUUUUUGGUGGAUCGUCGUCGACGAGUGCUGAGAGGUCGGAAGUGCUUCAAGCCAAUUGCAUGGUCAAGAUGCUUCAUGCCCUGGAUGUUUACAAUGAGGUGACGGUGGUUGGAGCUGGGUAUGGCGGCGUGGUUGCGUUCUGGAUGGCGCAUCUUUUCCCAAAGCUUGUCCAGAGAGUCGUUUUUGUUGCCGCAGGGACACACAUGACACCGACGUCGCAGAAAUCAUUGCUUGCAGAGUUUGAUUAUGACCACAUAUCUGAUCUGCUGCUGCCUACGACGGUCAAGGGAUUGAAGAACCUAGCAUCCGUGGCCACUACCAAGCCAGUUUACAGGCUUCUGCAGCCCGUGUGGAAGGAUGUGUUGAGUAGAUUCUUCGAUGAGCAUCGUCACGAGAAGGUCGAAUUGCUGAACAGAAUGGUCUGUGGUGCACGAGGAACAUCUCCACUUCCACAAUUGACGCAGAAGAAGAGUUUGAUAAUUUGGGGUCAAAACGAUCGAAUCACAAGUCUGGAGGCGGCGCUCAAACUGAAAUUGCACAUGGGCAAUUCAACAGACCUGGUGGUGAUGAACAAGUGCGGUCACUUCCCCCAUGUGGAGAAUCCUGAUUCUUUCAAUCGAAUAUUGAGAAACUUCCUGAACAGCUAGAAUAGCUAAGCUCGUCAGAGAUUGCCGAGGCGAAGGUAAACGAGACAAGCUGAAUGUGCACCAAUAUCUACUGCGACGGGUUUGUGCCGGAUGGCCACCAACACUUCCAUUGGGUUACAACAACUUUGCUUUCUUAUACAAAUAUCGACGAUCGCUCUGUAUCCCACAAGAACUGGGCCCGAUGGAAGGCUGUUGAUUCUGUAUUCUAGAUGAGCCUAAUAGUACUGCCGAAGAAGUGUACAUUGAUAAUCUGAUCAUGGAUUACGAAGUCAUCACCGGAUGCAACAAAUGCACUUAAGCAUACAAGAAUGUACAUCAUUCAGGUUCCAUGCAAGAAUGAAUAGUGCACAUUCUCAAGAACACUAGCGUCAGUGACUUAAUCUGGAUUGUUACCGAGUGAGAUGAGACUGGCCGAGUUCUGUUUGUGAAAUGUUUCCACAGACCAGAAUGUUACACAGAAACUGACGAGUGCGGACACAGACAAAUGCUAGAGUUUCAAGGAUGUAAAAACCCAAGUCGGCAGUCUGCGAGUGAAAUUACGGGAGCGAACUGAACUCAAGCUCAGGAAUAGAAAAUACCUACCUCAUCAGCGAGAUACAAGUGGAGUCUUCAUCCUUUCCGGCUGUAGUACUAUUUUUGUAAUCGUCUCAAAAUCAUACAUGUUUGUAAGAUUGUGAAAUUACUUAUGGCAGUUGCAUGAA